Messenger RNA from Coffea eugenioides, 2173 nucleotides. Its product is annotated as microtubule-associated protein 70-5. Bases 174 to 1901 code for a protein of 575 amino acids. Gene Ontology annotation, biological process: cytoskeleton organization. The record is from RefSeq and is a predicted model, not a curated record. The transcript is spliced from 11 exons. Gene Ontology annotation, molecular function: microtubule binding. NCBI's taxonomy places the organism in Eukaryota, Viridiplantae, Streptophyta, Magnoliopsida, Gentianales, Rubiaceae.
ACUGGCACUCAUUACCAGUAUAUAAUGGCACACAAGGAUACAGCUUUCCUUAAGCCCUCUGCCCAUUUCAGCGUUAUUAUUGCUUCGUUUUCUUUCUCCUGCUCGUCCAGCUACGCAAGUCUUAGCUUCUUCUGCAUAUCAACACUCUGCUCAAGAGGCAAACUUGAAGAAAAAUGCCGGGCAUGGAAGAAGUUGGAGGAGAUGAUCAUCAACUUUGUCUUGUUCAUCCGGACCCUGUGGUCUUGGAGCUCAAUAGAUUGCAAAACCAACUCAGAGAAAAGGAUCGAGAGCUGGGGGAAGCUCAAAGUGAAAUCAAGGCACUGAGAGCAACAGAAGUAUUGAAGGAUAAAGCCAUAGAGGAGCUUGAAAGUGAGGUGAACAGAUUGAAGAACAAGCUUACGGCAACUGAAAGCCUUCUUGAGCAAAAGAACCUUGACAUCAAGAAACUCAAUUAUGAGAAGAAAGAAGCAUUGGCUGCUCAAUAUGCUGCUGAAGCAACACUUAGAAGAGUCUAUGCAGAUCAAAAGGAUGAUGAUUUUGUUCCUAUGGAGUCCAUCAUUGCUCCUCUUGAAGCAGAUAUUAAGAUGUAUAAAAAUGAGAUUGCAGCACUGCAGGAGGAUAAGAGGGCUAUAGAAAGACUGAACAAGUCAAAAGAAGCAGCUUUGCUUGAGGCGGAGAGGAUACUGAAGAGUGCUUUAGAAAGGGCACUCAUUGUAGAAGAGGUUCAAAAUCAGAACUUUGAGCUCAGGAGACAGAUAGAGAUCUGCCAGGAAGAAAACAAAAUACUAGACAAAACAAACCGUCAAAAAGUUUCAGAAGUUGAAAAGCUCAGCCAAACCAUUAAGGAGCUUGAGGAGGCAAUUCUUGCCGCUGGAGAAGCUGCCAACACAAUUCGAGACUACCGACGGCAAAUUUCUGAAUUACAAGAGGAGAAGAGGACACUGGAAAGGGAACUAGCAAGAAUCAAGGUUUCAGCAAACCGAGUAGCAAGUGUGGUGGCUAAUGAGUGGAAGGACGAGAAUGACAAAGUUAUGCCUGUCAAGCAAUGGCUAGAAGAGAGAAGAUUGCUGCAGGCAGAGAUGCAACGUCUGAGAGACAAGUUGGCUAUAUCAGAGAAAACAGCCAAGGCAGAAGCUCAAUUGAAGGAUAAACUGAAGCUCAGGUUAAAGACAUUGGAAGAUGGCUUGAAGUAUGCAUCCAGUAUCCCCAUCGAUCCAAACACAUAUAGCGGAUCCUUAAAAUCUGAAAAAACCAAUAACUUCUUUGGGAUCCUUUCAAGUAAUGCUGGAUUGAAGAAGAGAUCCAAAUCACAACCAAGAGCUACCACAGUUAGAAGUCCUGACAUGUCAUCUGUGGAGAAGAUGAAAACUGAUUUUGCAGAAAAAGUGAAGUCCAGUGGUAUAAAAAAGAUAUAUGCUUCAGAAAAUCCACUAAUAAAAGGUUUGUGGGCUACUAGAAAGAAAGUCAUGGACAGCAGUGAAAAGGAGAACAAGGAUGGAAAAGAAAAUUCUGCAAUGGAUGUUGUUAUGUGUGACAACACUGAAAUCCCAGGAUCAGGGAACAUAAAAAGCAAAUUUGGUGACAAUCAGGAAGCAAAAGGUACGGCUAGGGCCAACACUGAAAAUACUGAUACUGUUUCAGGGUUUCUAUAUGACCGGCUUCAGAAAGAGGUCCUAAUUUUGAGGAAGUUUUGUGAGGCAAAAGACAGUAAUCUGAAUACUAAAGAUGAGGAUAUCAAGAUGCUUAAUAAAAAGAUUGAGACUUUGGCAAAAGCCCUAGAAAUGGAGUAUAAGAGAACAAAGAGAGAAGCAACGAGGAAAGAUAAGAGUUCAAUUUCUACCAAGGUGGAUGACAAGAUUAGAAAUAUGAACUCAUCUAGGAGGGCCACAAAAGCAUCUUGAAAAAGUUUCAAUUCUGAAGAAAUGGAGGUAUGAGGAGUAGGUGCACCAGACAAUUGUGAUAUGUAUGGACAUGUACAUGAAGAGCAUCUCAGUGGUUGCUAAUUAGCUUUUGUUUCGUCCAUGUUUACACCUUGUUUCCUUAUUUUUAUUUCCUACAGUGUUAGUAACUGAAACAAUACUAGUAAUCCGCUUGUAUCAUGCUUGUAUUCCAGGCAUCCCGUUUAAGACCUAAUAUGGCUUGUUUUAUCAUGAUAUGAAAGUGUUUUUACAUA